UUCCCCGAACCGCACUCAGUGACUUUGCGUGCCCCCGCGUCAUCGCCUCCCCCGAGGCGCCUUGCUGGUCGGCGGAGUAGGUGGCCAUGGGGAGCCUCCGCGGCCUGCGCCUGGCGGCGGGAAAUUGUUUCAGGUUAUGUGAAAGUGAGGCUUCCUCAUCUCUGAGGCUUACCAGAAACUCUGAUUUGAAGAGAAUAAAUGGAUUUUGCACCAAACCACAGGAAAGUCCAAAACCUCCAUCCCACACUUACAGCCACAGGGUGCCAUUGCACAGACCCACGGACUGGGAGAGGAAGAUCCUGAUAUGGUCGGGUCGCUUCAAAAAGGAAGAUGAGAUCCCAGAGACUGUCUCGUUUGAGAUGCUUGAUGCUGCCAAGAACAAGAUGCGGGUGAAGAUCAGCUAUGUAAUGAUUGCCCUAACAGUGGCAGGGUGCAUCUUGAUGGUGAUUGAGGGCAAGAAGGCUGCCAAAAGACAUGAGUCUUUAACAAGCCUGAACUUAGAAAAGAAAGCUCGUCUGAGAGAGGAAGCAGCGAUGAAGGCCAAAGCAGAGUAGCAGAGGACUCCAUGUUGGCUGGCUUUGAAAAUCCAGGAAUGUGUCAUCAACAAGCCUGUAUGAAAAAGAAUGUUGGUAUGAGGAUCCAUUUCAUAAAAGAAUGGUUUGUGCAAACAUACCAUUUCCCUAUUUGCUCUAGAGGUACAAAUAAAUUUUCUUAACUGACUUGUCUAAUUUCAUGGCUUUGGUCCAAGUUAAAUGCAGACUCUCAGCUUUUUUGAUAAAAUGAAAGAAAUGAAAAAUGAGACAACUUAUUUCAACUUUAAUAUUAACUGUUUUUUAGAGUCAGGUUCUGUAUCUUACUUUAAUUCCCAUUACCAAAAUGACUUCUCCCCAGAAGCCAAAAUGGCUUUUCUGCAUUUCUCUCUCUCUCUUCUUUGUAUUCAUUUCUGGAGAGAGAAGGAAGGCCAGCUGAGUACACUGCCCAAGUGCAACUUAAAGAGCUGACCUCAAGUGCCAUGGUUCUUCUCAGAGCCCUAGAAAGCAGACUGACUACACUUUGCCAUUCUGGGGUGUGCUGGCAGACAGAGCUUUUAGGAGCACAGUCCUUGAAAAUGUCCUGGCAAGGUGAUGAGAGUGAUCUGGCCACAGGUUUCUGAGGACUUUGAAAUCCAAGCAUCAUGGAGUUGCUUGGGGCCAGCAGUCACCUCCUCUGCUCCAUGGCUUAGAAUUCCCAACUGGUCCUGGUCCUGCUGCCUUUACACUAAACUCAAUUAUGAAAGUCUAUCAAAUGCAUUUUCUUAUUAGUGUUGAAAGAUAAACAUUUGCAUCUGGUAUGUAUCUCACUUUGGGAUGCCAAGUUGUCUCAUAUUUAGGUGUGGAUACUGGUUUCUGUUUUAAGUAUUUCAUUUAUUCUCUCACAAAUAAUAGUGGGUGACAAGUCCUCACAGCCAUCUUAACCUGCUAGGUCUCCUAAGAGGGUUAUAACAGAUUAAAAAGCAGUAAUUGCAGCUGUUUGGGAACUUGGUUUAAUAAAAUACUCAGUAAAAUGUAA
This is a messenger RNA of Miniopterus natalensis, 1548 nucleotides long. RefSeq names its product family with sequence similarity 162 member A (gene FAM162A). Gene Ontology annotation, biological process: neuron apoptotic process; cellular response to hypoxia; positive regulation of release of cytochrome c from mitochondria. The record is from RefSeq and is a predicted model, not a curated record. NCBI's taxonomy places the organism in Eukaryota, Metazoa, Chordata, Mammalia, Chiroptera, Miniopteridae. Gene Ontology annotation, cellular component: mitochondrion.